AUGAUUAUGACCAUGGAUAUCAUUGGUUGUCAUAAAUUACUUGAACAAUUAUAUCAUGAUACUAUUAAUCAAAAUACAAAUUUAAUGGAAAUAUUAGCCAUUAUUAAGUCUUCUACUACUACCACCACCAACAAAACAUCUUCAUCUCUUCCAACUAUUGCUAGAGGUUUACAAACAAAACAUUCCAAAUUAUUAUCAUUAAUUAAUCAAACUUUAAAAGAUUUACAAAGUCAUCCUUCUAAUGAAAAAGAUAUUUUUAAAAGUUUUAUUAAUGAAUUUAUUAUAUGGAUAGAUGAUAAUACUUUAACAUUAUUUAUUAAAUAUUCUAAUGAAUUGAAAUAUCGAAAACUUUGUGAUUCAAUCACUGAACUGAUUAUUAAUUCUCCAAUAAAUAAUUUAAUUAAUUUUAUUACAUUUAUUCAUUCAUGUCAACCUCAUUUACGUAAUCCAUUUGUUCUUGAUAAAUUAAUUAAUAUUAAUAAGAAAUUACAAGAAAUUAUUAAUAAUCAUAAUAAUGAUAUUUAUUAUAAAAAAUUAAAUAAUAUUUUGUUUUCAAAUGUUAAAUCAUUCAAUUCAAAUAUAUCAAUGAUUAAUAGGAAUGAUAAUGAAUUGGUUUCAAGUUAUUUCACUAUUGAUCAAAUAAUCGAUAGAACUGCUGAUGCAGCGUUAUAUAUGGAUAAUACGAAUAAACCUAUUGAAUUAAUGUUAUUAGAUCUUGCUGGUACAGGGAUUUAUAAUUCAUUAGCAAUUUUAUCAAUUGAUUAUGAUGAUGAUAAUGAUGAUGAAAUUUCUCGUUCAUUAAUGUAUCCACCAUUUAGAAUCAAUGAAUUAUCAUUAUCAAAUACUUCCAAUUCAAUAAUUCUUAAAUCUAUUGAUUUCUUAUCAUCUCCAACCAGAACUACUACCAGAACUACUACCACCACCACCACCAAUAAGGAAAACACUAUUAUUAUCAAUUGUGAUGAUUCUGAAUUAUUACAAAUAUGGGUACUGAAUUUAUCGAAAAUUUUCCCCACUCAACGUUGUAAUAAUAAUAAUAAUAAUAAUGAUUCUUCUUCUUCUUCUUCUUCCAAUGGUGAUAAAUUUUUAAUUGAUUCACAUCAUUCAAGUCUUACAAAAAUGUCUGGAUUAGGGAUUAAUGUAAUAUCUGAUUCUGAACAUAAACAAAUUUUGUUGUCACAAGAAGAAGAGGAAGAAGAAGAAAAUAUUAGUACCCCUUCAAUAUCAAAAAGAAACACAACUCCAUUUAAAGAAUUAAUUGAUAAUCCAACACCUACUCCAUUUAAAAAGGAUAAAUCAUCAUCAAAUGAUGAUGAUAUAAAUAAUGAAAUGGUAGAAAAUUCUGGGUCAAACACAUGUAAUUCUUCAAUAACAAGUAAUGAGGAUAAUAACCAUAUUAAAUUACAAUCUCAAUAUGAUCGUACUGUACCAUUAAUUAAAAAAACAUUAUCUUAUAAUCAUCAAUUAGAAGAUAAAGUUGGAAAUGAAAAUGAAAAUGAAAAUGAAAAUGAAGAUACCAAUAAUGAUAAUGAUGAGAAAUAUUUCCAAAUAAUCAAUCGCAAAAAAGUUUCUGAAGAAUUUUCUCAAGAUGAUAAUGAGAAUAGACCAAAAUCAUCUCGUGGAGAAGUAAUUGCUUAUAAUGAAACUUCUCCAUUAGGAAAUGAAUCAUCUUAUGAAGAUAAUGAUGAUGAUAAUGAUGAUGAAGAAGAAGAAGAUGAAGGUGAUGAAGAUUUAAUAUCAACUAAAGAAAUUGAAUUAAUUGAACCAAAUGUUCCAUAUCAUAAACCUUUAUUAGAAACAAAUUCUGCUCCUAAUUUAAUGGUGUCUAGCAAUAACAUUAGCAAUAACAAUAACAAUAACAAUAAUACUAAAUUAUAUCAACUUUCUAGUGGUUCAGCAGUUGAUAUUAAUAAUUUUGGUAAGAAUUAUAAACCUUCAUUUAUUAUACCUAAUCAUAAUAAUCAUAAUCCUAAUAAUAAUAAUAAUAAUAAUAAUAAUUCUACCAAUUCAAUUAUAUCUAAUAAUAAAACUAAUAAACAAAGGAAAAGAAGAUCUUUUUUUGAUUUAUUUAAGAAAAUGUCAUCUAAAUCAAAUCUUGUUGAAGAUACUCCUGGGUUUGAAAGUGUAAUAUUGGAUCCAUCAAUAAAUACUAUUACCACUACUACUUCUGAUGUUGUUGUUGUACCAGAAAAAAAUGAAAUAAUUAAUAAUACUGUUAUAAAAGAAGAAACAGAAGCAGAAGAAGAAGUUGAAGAAGAAGAAAAAGUUUCUAAACCAACUAAUAAAUCUAGUUCUUCUUUACCUAGUCCAUUUGCCUUACCUUCAUCCACUUCUACUUAUUUUUUCAAACAAUAUAAAGAAAAUGGAUCAACUUCCAGUUUAAAUAAAACUCGUUCAACAACAACAGCAACAACAUCAUCAUCAUUAGUGUCACCAGAACCACAACAACCACAACAACCACAAGAAGAAGAAGAAUUAAUUAUACCACAAGAUUUAAAAGAUACUAUUAAUCAAGAAUCUACCAUUGAUUUUUUCAUUUCUCAAUCAUCAUCAUCAUCCCCCUCCUCCUCCUCCUCCUCCUCCUUCUCCUCCUCCUCAUCAUCAUCAUCACCAAAAUUUUUAAAAAUAUCUAAAUGGAAACAUAAAUAUGGGAAAUGGGAAAUGAUUACUAUUUCAAAAAAAAUUUUUAUUAAAAUUGUCAUUAAUUAUCAAUUAAAAAAAUGUUGGUUUAUUAUAUUUAAAGAAGAAUUUGAUGAAAAAUUUAAAGAAGAAAUUGAUAAACCAAUAUUAUUAUUAGAUAUUUUAAUGAAUUCAACUAAAAUAAGAAAAUCUUCACCUCUUGAUUUACAAAUAUUUUCUAAAAAUUCUAUUACUAAUGAAAAAAUUUUAAUUAUGAUUAGAUGUAAUUCUAAUGAUUUAAUUAAUGAUAUUAUUAAUAAUGUUGAAAAUGCUCUUGGUGCAUUAUCAUCCACUACCACCACUUCCACCACUUCCACCACUUCCACAAUUGGUGCUUCCUCAGGGACAAUGAAUAAUCAUAAUAAUAAUAAUAAUAAUAAUAGUUAUGGAUCUUUAAAUUCAUCAAAAUUAUUGAAUUCUGAUAAUACAUUAGCUUCUUCAAUGAUGGAUUUAAAUAAUCUUAGCACUAGUCAUUCAUCUACAUAUACUAGUUUUUCAUCAUUUGGAGUUCAACAAACCAAACAACCACCACCAACAGUACCACCAACAGUACCACCAGUACCAAAAAAAUCAUUAUUAUUAUUAUCAUCAUCAUUAUCAUCAUCAUUAAAUGCUAAUGAAAUUUAUAAUGCCAAUAUUAUUAAUAAUCCCAAUACUAUUUAUAUUAAUAAAAUCAAUCAAAUGCAAAUUCGAUUACAAAAAUUCCUGAUAAAUAGUAAUGAUUAUAAGGAAGAACAACAACAAAAACAAUUGAUUUAUAAUCCAUCAUCUUGGAAAAUAUUAUCCAUGUAUAAAUUAAAUAUUGAUCAAUUAAUUGAUGAUUUAACUCAAAGAAGUUUUUAUUAUUUUAAAUUAACUAAUGAUGAAAACCCAGAAAAACCAGAAGAAAAAGAAGAAAAGGAAGAAUUUAGAUGGUUGAUUUCUAAUGAGAUGAAAUUUGUAGUAUUAGAAAAAAUUGGUAAAGCAGGAUUAUUAGUUAAACAUAAUGAUGGUUAUGGAAUUAAUCAUGAUAAUAAUUUGGGUGAAAUUUAUAUGAUUGAAUGUCGAGGUAAGAAAGAAUUUAAAACUUUAUAUGAAAUUUUUUAA
Messenger RNA from Candida dubliniensis CD36, 3765 nucleotides. RefSeq lists its product as uncharacterized. The record is from RefSeq and is a predicted model, not a curated record. Bases 1 to 3765 code for a protein of 1254 amino acids. The transcript has a single exon. Lineage: Eukaryota; Fungi; Ascomycota; Pichiomycetes; Serinales; Debaryomycetaceae.